UUUGCAUGAGUAGACCACAUAAUUAUUUCAAAAUUGAUAAUUAAACAUUUUAAUUAAGUCUUACUGUUAAAAAGCUAUAUUAUAUACAGAGUAGAACAUAUUUAGCUGACAACUUAAAAAAAAAAUUGAAGUGCAAUUUUAGUUGUAUCAAAAGUUUUAAGAGUUGUCAGUUAGACCUAUUCUACCAUUUGUAUUAUUCAUGUAUAUAUACGGCGAAAAUAGUAAAUACAAAAAAUCUGAGUAAUAUAAACAUUUUUUACGGUGUUGGGAGCUUAUAAAAGAAAGUGACUAUUUCUUCACUAAAAGUGCUAAGUAUAAGUAUAAAUGAAAAACAAGAACUGUUAUUCAGUGAUAAUCAAUUCCAUAAUGCUUGUCAGUGAUAUCAAAAUAAUCAUAUUAAGACUUUUUAUAAUUUUUUUAAAGUAUACAAAUUUUAUUGUAGCAAAUGAUUUAAUAGACUUGCAUUGUAAUUUUUCGAAAUAUAUGUUAAAUUACUUCAAGUACAGUGAAAAAUAUUUGUAUAACUUUGAAAACACAAUUUCUGAACUUGAACUAAGAAAUUAUGGAUUAGCAAUCAAAUCGCAUGAUGAUAUCAUAAUGAUCAUGUUAGAUGCGUUGCGAGAAUUAGAUGAGAGCUAUAGAGCAUCAGAUUUAAUAGCGGUAAAUUUAUACUUAAACAAUGUUUCAGGCUCCUUAAACAUGAUCGCAAAAGGCAAAAAUGGCGAAUUCGGUAAAUCUGAGAGCACUCAGUGUUUACUUGAAGGAUAUAAAAUAAUUCACCAAUCAAUUGUUAGACGAUUGGAAUACAUUAUUAAUAAUGAAUGUACGGAUGUAUCAUUUGAAAAUGACUUCAUAUCCUACACCUAUUUUAAUGUAAAGAUUAUUUGCAAUUCAAUUAACUUGCUUCGUGUCUUGGAACAACUGAAAAACAAAGUAUUUAUUGUUAUGAACGAAUAUAUAUUAUGGUACGAGGCGAAAGAUGAAGAAAUAUUAAACAGUUACAAUAACAUUGUGAAACAUUUGUCGUUGUCUUUUUAUAGACAAUCAUAUAAUAAUUUUAAUCCUAAAAAUAUCUUAUUUUAUGAUUUAAUGGAAAACCGAUCUAAUUUUUGCGAGCUAGAAUUAUCGUCAGGCUCUCAGACAAAACAAACAGCCAUCUGUGAUGAAAAUUAUCGUCUUAAAGAUAUUUUAGACAUGUUAAGAUAUGCUUCAGUUAACAAAAAAGCUAGUAACAAUUAUCGUAUAAAGUUGUUUGAUAUUUUCCGGUAUAUCAAGUUUGAUUUUAACCCGAAAAACGUGCAGGUAUAUAUUGAAAUGGUAAAUGCAGCAACAGUUCGUCCUGUCAUAUUCCUUGUACGUUAUUAUAUGCAUUUAAUAAAUAGCUUUAUAUCAAAUCAAUAUCUUUAUGAUCUAAAAUUUAAGUUUGAAAUAAAAAUAAAAAUUAUUGAAUUAGGUGAAAAUAUCCUUGAAAAAUUUAAAUCUUUUAUGGAUUUGAAUUUAUUUACAAAAUUGUUAAAGUUAUGGUUAGACGAAUUUUAUAAUAGGAUAUAUUAUAUAAUAUCCAUCUACAAAGAACGUAAUGAUUUAUUUUUUCAUAAAGAAAUAGAAAUAUUUUUAAAAACAUAUUUUGCGUUUUUAAAAAAAAAUUUUUUAAAAAGUCAAUUAAAAAAGUUACAUAAAUAUAAAAUUACCAAAGAUAAUAUAUGUGAAAUAUAUGAUUCAUUAGAACAUCGUAUAAAUGAAAUUGCAUUAUACAAUGAAAAAUUGAAAAAAUAUCAGGAUUGUUUUGAGAUUGUAAAUAGAUACCUUCCUAUAAAACACAGAGAUACACGUUCAGUUGUAAAAUUCAAGUAUAACAUUCCAUUUGAACAAUUAGGAUAUUAUGAAGAUAUAUAUCAUUCACUUUAUUAUCAUGUUGAUGACACCAAAGAUAACAAAAAAUAUUACAAUGAAACCUCAAUCGAAGAAAAUAAUGAUACUAAAGAACCUUGUGAUAAUAAUAAGAAUGUUACAAUACAAAAUGAAGCCCAACACAUUCCUAAAUACUUGAUAGAUUAUAUACUUUUUGUAUAAUAUAUCAAAUGUUAGCUCUUCCUCUGAUAAAUACAUUGUUAAUUCAUAAUAAUUUUAUCCGGUCUAUCAGCCUAGAAUAAACAAGGAAAUUAAAUAAUAUUUUUAAGCUUGUUAUACAGAAAUAAUAGACAUACUAUUUGUGAUGGCAUUAUGAUUUUUAAAAUAAUGUUCCAAGUGAUCAAUAUCUCCUAAAUCAACCCAGAAGCUUAUAUUAUUAUAACGUAUUAAUAAAUGUCAAAACUAUAAAAGAUUUUAUACCAAAAAAGUUCAAUUCUAACCAAAAAAAAAAAAAUGUUCAAUCAACUUAUAAAAUAAGCACUCUGUACUGAAACCUAAAUUUGAUAGGUUAAGGGAAAAUCUUUAGUUAUUUAAUAGAAAUUUGAAAAAAAAAAAAGAAAUAUAUAUAUAUAUAUUAGGGUGGCCCUCAAAAAUCGAAUGUCUUUUUUUUCUUUAUGCUACCCCUUAAUUUUUUUUUUAAUGGUCAAAAAAAUGAGCUGUGCAAAAUUUGGGACCGAUCCGUUAAGGUUAACCCGUGCCCCCGGGCCUAUUAAGUUG
This is a messenger RNA of Daktulosphaira vitifoliae (grape phylloxera), 2628 nucleotides long. RefSeq lists its product as uncharacterized. The record is from RefSeq and is a predicted model, not a curated record. The transcript has 3 exons. Lineage: Eukaryota; Metazoa; Arthropoda; Insecta; Hemiptera; Phylloxeridae. Bases 325 to 2073 code for a protein of 582 amino acids.